GACCAAGUCGGACAGAUUUGACGACGCACCAUCAAUGUCAAACCAGCACACUUCGCACUGACCUCAGGAUUUGUUGUCAUAUUUUCAGGUUUCUGCUUCAUUAUAAAACCAGAGGACGAUUCAAAGACAUCACAACCUUCUCCGGUUUAUGUAACGUUAGUUGGUUUUCCGUUCGUCUGUCGCGGACUCUCGCGGGAGGAGUCUAACCGGACAAGAUGCGCCUCACACUGCAGAUGCUGAUCUCACACGGCCGGGUGGCCCGGAAGAUCGGUAUUGGUCCUCGGUCCCGGAUCGACCUGCUGCGGAACAUUUUGACAGGACUGGUCCGACACGAGAGGAUAGAGACCACGUUGGCCCGAGCGGAUGAAGUCCGCUUCUACGCCGAAAAGCUGAUUGAUUACGCCAAAAAGGGAGACACUGACGAGAAGGCGAUGAAAAUGGCCAGUUUUUGGUUGACGGAAAAGGAUCUGGUCCCAAAGCUCUUCAAGGUCUUCGCUCCACGGUUUGAGAAUCAAACACAUGGCUACACACGAAUGGGACGCCUUCCUAACAGACAGAACCUGGACAGAGCGAAGAUGGCCGUCCUGGAGUACAAAGGAAACCCCUACCCACCUCUUUAUCCUGUGAGGAAAGAGAAUGAAUUGACACUCAUCAACCAGCUGCUCAAAGGCUACAGAGAGGAGAGGGCACAGAAGUUACCUGCAAAAGCUUAAUCAGAACCGACCUGUUGUUGGAUCAGUGAUGGUCGUCUAUGAAGGGUGAUGGUUGGGUGCUGAAAUGCUUCUGAAGAGUCUCUUGCAGAUGCUGCAGGUCGUGGCUCAUAGACACUGAUUCAUUUCUUCACUAAGAAAACGAUUCAAAUGUCCAGCCAAGACAUGUUAAGUCAAGAGUGUUUCUGUAAAAGGACAUGUAUAACUGAUUAUGUGUUAAUAAAUAUUAUUUCUUAACAAAAGUA
Messenger RNA from Plectropomus leopardus (leopard coralgrouper), 955 nucleotides. RefSeq names its product mitochondrial ribosomal protein L17 (gene mrpl17). The record is from RefSeq and is a predicted model, not a curated record. Gene Ontology annotation, cellular component: ribosome; mitochondrial large ribosomal subunit. Gene Ontology annotation, molecular function: structural constituent of ribosome. Gene Ontology annotation, biological process: translation. Lineage: Eukaryota; Metazoa; Chordata; Actinopteri; Perciformes; Serranidae.